AUGGGAUACUUGUAUGAUGCAAUGGAUAAUGCAAAAGAGGCAAUUAAAAUGAGGUUCAACAAUAGGCUCUCUUUGUAUGGCCCAUACAUUCGAGUGAUUGAUGCUAGAUGGGAUAGGCAACUUCAUAGCCCUCUUCAUGCUGCUGAUUGCUUUCUUAAUCCCGCAAUAUAUUUUAAACCUUCUUUCAAGAAGAAAAAGGAAGUUGAUCGAGGAAUCAUUCAAGCUCUUACGGUCUUGGUGCCGGAUGAGCAUUUGCAAGACCAAAUAAGUGCACAAAUUGAGGAAUACAAGCAGGCAACAGGUGAUUUCAAUAUGCCCCUUGCUAUUCGUCAACGAGAGAAACUAUCUCCAGUUUCAUGGUGGGGGCAAUUUGGAGGUUUAGUUCCAGAGUUACAAAGGUUUGCUAUUCGAGUACUUAGCCAAUGUUGCAGUGCAACUGGAUGCGAAAGAAACUGGAGUACAUUUGAGUUUAUCCAUUCUAAGAAGUGGAAUAGACUAGAACACAAAAGACUCAAUGAUUUAGUCUAUGUGCGUUAUAAUUUGAAGCUUCGAGAAAGGAUUAUUAGGCGAAUGAGAGAUGCACUUGACCCGAUUAGUCUUGAAAACAUAGAUGUGUUGGAUGAUUGGGUGAGUGAAGAGCCUAGUCUACUUGGCGAAGAGGAUAUUGCAUGGGAGAUUGUUGAACCACCAUCUUUAGAGGCAUUGACGUUAGAUGAAGCUGAUCAGGAGCCUAACUUUGAUGAUGCCGCUGAUGAUUUUCCAAAUGAAAACGAGAGCCAGUAUGAUUAUUGGGACAUUGGAGGACACAAUGAUCCUUAUGUUUAUGUUGAAUGACAAUCUAUGUUUUUUUUGAAUGUACUUCUUAAGUCCCUUUUGGUGAACUUUGCGUAUGUUUUGCGAUUAUGGAUAUGUACUUUAACAUUGUGUAUGUUUUGUGGAUGCUCUUGGAAUUUGGAACUUGUUCUUGUUAAUUUGAAGUCACUUAUGUGAAUUUUGUUAGCUUAAUAUAGGUAUUUUAUGAUGAAUUGCAUGAUAUGGGGGAUUUUUUUUGAAUUAUAAUUAUAUAUAAUUAUUAUAUAUAUUGUAGUUGCGGUAAAUCCGAAACGGUACCCGGUACCUGA
Molecule: messenger RNA, 1121 nt
Organism: Rhododendron vialii
Lineage: Eukaryota; Viridiplantae; Streptophyta; Magnoliopsida; Ericales; Ericaceae
Exons: 3
Coding region: 1-834 (277 amino acids)
Molecular function (GO): protein dimerization activity
Source: RefSeq, a predicted model, not a curated record